UCGCUACACUUCCAUCUUAUAACACAAAAAAAUAAUUCAUAACCAACGCAUAGUUUUAUUGAAGCUUUAAGCCAUGCCGCACUAUCUGUAUUCAGUUAUUUUUUUUUCCGUACUAAUAAUCGCAUUGCACAGUUCAUUGGCAAAUCAAAAUCAAUAUUAUGAAAAUCCUGGAACUUCGAUCAUAGAAGCUGUUCCGCCCGAUAGCAACAGUAAUGAAAGAGGAGACCUGGAUUUGAAAAAGGAUUCAUCGGAAACAUGUUUGGAAACAGAAAACUAUUUAGAAGAUCCUGCUAUGGAGAAUCGCCUGCUUUCCCCCGAAUUUAUAUCAUUGAAUCAAGUGAAUACGCCUAACGCCGACCCAUAUAGACGUGCAAUUUACCACAAAGGACAUUACUAUCCGUACAGUCCCUACAUGUAUCAAGUUGACCCUUCAAAUGAUUCGGGAUCACGACGUAAGGAAUACAACGAUAUUUGGUAUCCUUACACGAAUCCGAAUGUUUAUACAUCAGUGCCAUAUCCUAAUAUACCCCCAGUGAGGACUCUACCACCCGUAUACGCAAGACUUUAUGGGAACUCCCUGCCGUUGGAACAAGAAUGGUUCCCAAGUCAAAUUCGUCGUCAAAGGAAGCUUCAUGAGCAUGACGAUUUAAUAAAACAGCUCGAAUACGACUCAAUUAUGGAGAACGUUUUGCCAACUAUGCCAAUACCUUUUCCACGUGACGCGAGUGAUCCACAGUCUAGUAGAAUUCCAUAUUUAUAUGCUUCUUUUCCACAUGGGACAAGUGAUUGUGCUAUACCAAUUCUCUUAGGCUGUACACCGAAAAUUACGUACGGGAAUUUGGAAAAUCAUAAUUCAAUUCCAGUACCAUACGCCCAUGCGUAUACAAACUUAUUGGAAAACAAGGUGCACGACCAUGUUGAUAUUAGUGGUGGUCAUAUCAGUGGUGAAAAGGUAGCCAAGAGAGAAUAAUGUAUGAGAUUUGUUUACAAAGAAGAAUGCCCGCCAGGAGAGAUGAUGGGAACUAACCUGCAGUGCGCACCGCGACCACGCGCAACUUUAUACAAUGAGACAGUGUGGCAAUA
Molecule: messenger RNA, 1083 nt
Organism: Pararge aegeria (speckled wood butterfly)
Lineage: Eukaryota; Metazoa; Arthropoda; Insecta; Lepidoptera; Nymphalidae
Exons: 2
Coding region: 74-970 (298 amino acids)
Source: RefSeq, a predicted model, not a curated record